Ruditapes philippinarum (Manila clam) is the source of this 669-nucleotide messenger RNA. RefSeq lists its product as uncharacterized. Lineage: Eukaryota; Metazoa; Mollusca; Bivalvia; Venerida; Veneridae. The record is from RefSeq and is a predicted model, not a curated record. Bases 1 to 669 code for a protein of 222 amino acids. The transcript has a single exon.
AUGGAUAUGAAACUAGGACAACUUGAAAAAAUUCAGACUACCGUUAAUGGAUUAACGGUAUCUAUGUAUGAUAUAGGUCAAAAGGUCGACGCCAUGGAAAAACGGAUCAGCGACCUCGAGAGUAGCCAACAGUUUGAAAGCAAUACCGUAGAUGAAAUCAAAAGAAAGCAGGACGAGAUCGUUUCCUUAAAAACCAAAGCGUCCCAAAUAGAAACUCAGCGUAUUGAAUGUGAGGAUCUCGUUAAUGAGAUGAAAUGUGCUGACCUCAAAAAUAAUCUUCUAUUUUUUCGGGUAAAUGAUGAAGAAUCAGAAACAAAUGAACAGUGUAAAGAAAGGAUUUUGACAAUAAUGAAAGAAGACAUGAAAAUAAAAAACGCAGAAAUUAUCAUGAUGACCAAAACAGAAAGAAUGGGAAGAUAUAAAUCGGACAAGAUACGCCCUAUUGUUGUACGAUAUAGUAGUUUUGAGGAGCGUGAAUCUGUGAGAAAAUCGUGCAAAAAUCUCACAAAGUACAAUUCUGUUGGUGUAAGUCAACAUUUCCCCAAAGAUAUAGCAGAUAAACGGAAAGCACUCGGACCGAUACUAAGGAAAGCAAAAAAUGACAAGAAGAAAGUUGAACUGCGGUAUGAUAAACUAUUCAUUGAUGGCAAUUUGUACAUACUGCCAUAA